Medicago truncatula (barrel medic) is the source of this 486-nucleotide messenger RNA. RefSeq names its product mitochondrial import receptor subunit TOM6 homolog. The coding region runs from base 96 to 260 and encodes 54 amino acids. Gene Ontology annotation, cellular component: mitochondrial outer membrane translocase complex. The record is from RefSeq and is a predicted model, not a curated record. The transcript has 2 exons. NCBI's taxonomy places the organism in Eukaryota, Viridiplantae, Streptophyta, Magnoliopsida, Fabales, Fabaceae.
AGAGAAAUCACAAUCACAGCUGAAGCGUCGUGGAAUUGAAAAACCCUAAAAAAGAGAAGAACAAGGUUUUACGAUCGGAGAAGAAGGUAGCGAUCAUGUUUCCAGGAAUGUUCAUGCGAAAACCAGACAAGGCCGUGGCACUGAAGCAGCUCAAAUCUCAUGUCGCCAUGUUUGGAACAUGGGUUCUUGUUAUUCGUAUUACCCCUUACAUUCUUCAUUUUCUCAACCGCGAGAACGAGGAACUCAAGCUUGAGCUUUAGAUUCUCGUAUUCAUGUGUUCUUGAGGAUAUGUGCAUGGGUCAUGGAGAGAUUUCAUCUAAUAAUGCUUUUAUGUAACCCUGAAAGUUGUGAUGAUAGUACCGUUUAUAUGUUGUUUCAUUGACAAGCUUAUGAGAUUUUUUUUACUAUGUUUGGUUCAGUUUGUUGUUGUACAAUGAUAAGCUGAUAACCCCAAUUGCGAAACAUAGAUGAUUGUUUACUUCUUUA